This is a messenger RNA of Oncorhynchus mykiss (rainbow trout), 3200 nucleotides long. NCBI's taxonomy places the organism in Eukaryota, Metazoa, Chordata, Actinopteri, Salmoniformes, Salmonidae. The record is from RefSeq and is a predicted model, not a curated record.
CUGCGGCACCUGGCUAUGCAAAACCAGCAGGACCACUGCUUCAGAUCUCUCAGUGACAACAGGGGACAACAAUAUACAGAUCUGUGCAACCACACUAAAAUAGUAGAAAUGGAACGAGGAAGGACUCUGAAGAUUCUGUUCCUGUUGACACUCUGUCUGCAAGACUUCACUGGUCAAUGCCAAGGGCAGCCUUCUAACCUGAGGAUUGUUCUGGUGGGGAAGACUGGAUCAGGGAAGAGUUCAACAGGAAACACCAUCCUGGGGAGGGAGGGGUUUAAAGUGGGGGCUUCUGCAGUGUCUGUGACUGCAACGUGUGGGAAACAGAGUGGGGAGGUGAAUGGGAGGAAGAUUGAUGUCAUCGACACCCCGGGGCUCUAUGACACAACAAUGUCUCAAGAAGAGAUGAAAAGUGAGAUAGAAAAGGCCAUCUACAUGUCAGUACCAGGACCCCAUGUGUUCCUGCUGGUGAUCAGACUGGGGAGGUUCACAGAGGAGGAGCAGAACACUGUGAAGUGGAUCCAAGAGAACUUUGGAGAAGAUGCCUCAAUGUACACCAUCUUGCUGUUCACUCAUGGAGAUCAACUGAAUGGCAAAACAGUCAAAGGGUUUCUUGCUCAGAGCAAAGCACUACGGAGACUCAUCAAUAUGUGUGGGGGCAGAUAUCACUCCCUAAUCAAUGACAAGAGAGAAGACAACACUCAGGUUAGAGAGCUGCUGGAGAAGAUCGAGGAGAUGGUGGAGGAGGACAAUGGAGGAGAACACUACACCAAUGCUGACUAUGAAGAGGCUCAGAGAAAGAUCAGAGAGGAUAAUAUGUUUUACUGUAAACUGGCAGCGUACGGCAGUCUAGCCACAGCAGGACUAGGUAUGGUGUUUGCUUCACCAGUAUUGGUGGCAGCAGGUGUAGCUGCAGGCUUCAGCCAAGGGUUUGAAUGCACUAAGGAGAUGCUAGGCUUUUAAAACACCGGGGGUACGUUCAGUUGGUCUUAACGUUUCGCUACGUAUGGCAACGGUACUUACUGAAUGAUAUAACAGUUCUUUCAAAACCAUUUGCAAUGUUAUAGAUAUGCUAGCCGUGUGGCAGGGUGGCCCUAGCAGGGUGUCUAAAAUCUUAACAAAACACUCCUGCUGCACUGUACACAAUUCCCCUCUCAUGACCCAUAGUUACAACGUUUCUCAACUCAAAUCAUGACCGUUUAUUUUAGUGGAGGUGUAUGUAUUUAGUGGGGAUAUAUUUAGUAUAUAUUAAAUGGUAGUGUAUGUAUUUAGUGGGGAUAUAUAGCAUGUAUUAAAUGGUAGUGUAUGUAUCUAGUGGGGAUAUAUUUAGUAUAUAAUAAAUGGUAGUGUAUGUAUUUAGUGGGGAUAUAUUUAGUAUAUAAUAAAUGGUAGUGUAUGUAUCUAGUGGGGAUAUAUAGCAUGUAUUAAAUGGUAGUGUAUGUAUUUAGUGGGGAUAUAUAGCAUGUAUUAAAUGGUAGUGUAUGUAUUUAGUGGGGAUAUAUUUAGUAUAUAAUAAAUGGUAGUGUAUGUAUCUAGUGGGGAUAUAUAGCAUGUAUUAAAUGGUAGUGUAUGUAUUUAGUGGGGAUAUAUAGCAUGUAUUAAAUGGUAGUGUAUGUAUCUAGUGGGGAUAUAUAGCAUGUAUUAAAUGGUAGUGUAUGUAUCUAGUGGGGAUAUAUUUAGUAUAUAAUAAAUGGUAGUGUAUGUAUCUAGUGGGGAUAUAUAGCAUGUAUUAAAUGGUAGUGUAUGUAUUUAGUGGGGAUAUAUAGCAUGUAUUAAAUGGUAGUGUAUGUAUUUAGUGGGGAUAUAUUUAGUAUAUAAUAAAUGGUAGUGUAUGUAUCUAGUGGGGAUAUAUUUAGUAUAUAAUAAAUGGUAGUGUAUGUAUCUAGUGGGGAUAUAUUUAGUAUAUAAUAAAUGGUAGUGUAUGUAUUUAGUGGGGAUAUAUUUAGUAUAUAAUAAAUGGUAGUGUAUGUAUUUAGUGGGGAUAUAUAGCAUGUAUUAAAUGGUAGUGUAUGUAUCUAGUGGGGAUAUAUAGCAUGUAUUAAAUGGUAGUGUAUGUAUCUAGUGGGGAUAUAUUUAGUAUAUAAUAAAUGGUAGUGUAUGUAUUUAGUGGGGAUAUAUUUAGUAUAUAAUAAAUGGUAGUGUAUGUAUUUAGUGGGGAUAUAUUUAGUAUAUAAUAAAUGGUAGUGUAUGUAUUUAGUGGGGAUAUAUUUAGUAUAUAAUAAAUGGUAGUGUAUGUAUCUAGUGGGGAUAUAUAGCAUGUAUUAAAUGGUAGUGUAUGUAUCUAGUGGGGAUAUAUUUAGUAUAUAAUAAAUGGUAGUGUAUGUAUCUAGUGGGGAUAUAUUUAGUAUAUAAUAAAUGGUAGUGUAUGUAUUUAGUGGGGAUAUAUAGCAUGUAUUAAAUGGUAGUGUAUGUAUCUAGUGGGGAUAUAUAGCAUGUAUUAAAUGGUAGUGUAUGUAUCUAGUGGGGAUAUAUUUAGUAUAUAAUAAAUGGUAGUGUAUGUAUCUAGUGGGGAUAUAUUUAGUAUAUAAUAAAUGGUAGUGUGUGUAUUUAGUGGGGAUAUAUUUAGUAUAUAAUAAAUGGUAGUGUAUGUAUCUAGUGGGGAUAUAUUUAGUAUAUAAUAAAUGGUAGUGUAUGUAUCUAGUGGGGAUAUAUUUAGUAUAUAAUAAAUGGUAGUGUAUGUAUUUAGUGGGGAUAUAUUUAGUAUAUAAUAAAUGGUAGUGUAUGUAUUUAGUGGGGAUAUAUAGCAUGUAUUAAAUGGUAGUGUAUGUAUCUAGUGGGGAUAUAUAGCAUGUAUUAAAUGGUAGUGUAUGUAUUUAGUGGAGAUAUAUUUAGUAUAUAAUAAAUGGUAGUGUAUGUAUCUAGUGGGGAUAUAUAGCAUGUAUUAAAUGGUAGUGUAUGUUUUUGUGGGGUGUAUGUAUUACGGGUAGUGGGUACUGGCUGUAUAGGGAUAUAAAACACAACUGUUGUUAUGAAUACUCCUGUUUCCAGUUGUUUUUACACAUCCUGAUACAGUCCUUGAAAUAUAUUUUCCAGAUUGCAUAGUAACUUUAAAAAAAAAACGUUUUUACAGCAGGAUUUAUUUUUGUGUUAACUCGCAACUUAAAUCACAACAAUUGCAGCACCUGUCUUUCUGUCUACAAAAUAAUUCAGUGGAAUGUGUGUGUUCAGUCGAUGUGCUUAAGGGCUGUAUUCAAUCUGGUCGG